This is a messenger RNA of Lachnellula hyalina, 2790 nucleotides long. RefSeq names its product Pumilio-like protein (gene APUM1). Gene Ontology annotation, biological process: nuclear-transcribed mRNA catabolic process, deadenylation-dependent decay. Gene Ontology annotation, molecular function: mRNA 3'-UTR binding. Gene Ontology annotation, cellular component: cytoplasm. The record is from RefSeq and is a predicted model, not a curated record. The transcript has 4 exons. Lineage: Eukaryota; Fungi; Ascomycota; Leotiomycetes; Helotiales; Lachnaceae. The coding region runs from base 1 to 2790 and encodes 929 amino acids.
AUGUCUUCUACUACUACGAAUAGACCAUCAGGCGCCAUGACGAACGCUGCGCGGUCCCGAUUCGGAGGAGAUUUUGGUGCGGCUCCCGGCAGACCUAACAACGAUGAGAGGAACUCACAACCCGCCUCUUUGACCCAAGCCUUUGGCAAUGGCGGCUCCUGGCAAGCCUCGAGUGGCAUCUGGGGUAAUACUGCAAUUGGUAGUGGAUUUGCCAACGCCAAGAGAGAGGUUUCACGUUCUCGAGGUGCGUUUACAUGUCAUGACAAGAAGUUCGGCCGUACUAAUGUCGCGGUAGCGGCGGUAGAGGACGACAGUGAUUUUCCAGUGCCCAGUGGAUCAAGUGCCCUGAGAGCCUCAUCCCAAGCCGAUCCAUGGGGGGCACCGGCGAAUGGACCGUGGAACGCUCCAGAUACCACAUCCCCUACUACUCUUCAAUCCUCUCAUAGCGGAAGCACGUCCCCGUCUCAUGUGCGGAGUAGUGUUCCCACAGCUUCUCAGACAACUCUAUCCGAGCUGCAGAACCAAUACCAGCAAUCACGGAUUGGGCAAGCCACAACAUUCCCUAGGGUAACUCCCAAGAGCAACCUUGAUCCUUCUUCUGGCCCCUUCAAGUUCGGCCGAAAGCCAUCCUUCGUUUUCCCAGAUGACAAGGAGAACUUGAGUCAAUAUAUCCCUGGCCCAGAUGAUUCCUACGACUAUGAUAAUUCAGGCAGAAGUUUCAAGGGAGAUCAUUUUAACCAACCAAAUUACCUGCAAAUUAGUGGCAGUGCGUCAAGGGAUGGCAGCAUGCCUCCUUCAAGGUCGUCCGAUUCUGGUCUGAACGGAGGCAGCCUGCCUUAUGGGACCACUUUUGGGUCUAUUGGACACACUCCGAACAAUUCGAUACACUCGCAGCGUCCAUCGUUUUCCGGCCCGGCCGUGUCUUUUCCCCAAGGUAACAGCUCACGAUAUAGUGAUCCGGCACAGCAUGAUUCCGAUUUGAGUGAUCGACUUGGAGGUCUUGCAUUUGGUGAAGAUUCACUAGACAACCCAAAAUAUGCACCGCAUAGCUUUUCCCAGAAUGGAAAUUCGAUGUGGGAUGUACCGAACGGACCCAAAAGCCUGACCUAUGAUCGCUAUGCGUCACAGCCGUUCCCUGACCAAGGGUAUUUCAAACCUCAUUUUGGGGAUAGAGGAUCUGUUUCUCCUGCAGAUAGCGACUACCGCCGUGGCUACAACAGCCCAAAAUAUUUCUCUGCAGCGGGAACUCCGCCGUCAGGGUCAGACCAGAUUUACCGGCCGGUCUCGAGGGGACAACGAAUCCCGCAGGGUCCCAGCGAGCUCGACCGAAGACUCAUGUUCGCUCAACAACAAUACAUAUACCCUCCAUUCCAAGGUCAAUAUCCUCAUGCGUACGAUUAUCCUCCACCAAACUUCAGGCAAGGGAGUGUUCCGUACGGAUAUCACAUGCCAAUGCCUCCAUAUCAAACAACGCAGGGCGUGCCAACAAGACCGAAGGAGCAAGAUGUUGGUGUAGGUGUGCGAAGUGUUCUCUUGGAAGAAUUCCGGUCAAACUCCAAAUCAAACAAACGAUAUGAGCUAAAGGACAUUUACAAUCAUGUCGUUGAGUUCAGUGGGGACCAGCAUGGAUCACGUUUCAUUCAGCAGAAGUUGGAGACUGCAAACAGCGAUGAGAAGGAGCAGAUUUUCCGCGAGAUUCAGCCCAAUGCUCUCCAGUUGAUGACCGAUGUAUUCGGCAACUAUGUGAUUCAAAAGUUGUUUGAGCAUGGUAACCAAGUUCAGAAGCGCGUACUCGCAGAACAAAUGAAGAACCAUGUCAUGGAGUUGUCAAUGCAGAUGUAUGGAUGUCGUGUUGUUCAGAAGGCUUUAGAGCAUGUCCUUGCGGAUCAGCAAGCUGAGCUCGUCGAUGAACUUCAAGCCGAUGUUCUCAAAUGUGUCAAAGAUCAGAAUGGCAACCAUGUUGUGCAGAAAGCCAUCGAGCGUGUCCCCACUGAGCAUAUUCAGUUUGUCAUCGAAGCUUUCAGAGGUCAAGUACAUGUUCUCGCCACUCAUCCUUACGGUUGCCGAGUCAUCCAGCGGAUAUUGGAAUAUUGCAAACCUCAUGAUCAAGCCGCCAUUCUAGAAGAGCUCCAUCAAUGUGCUUCGAUGCUCAUCACGGAUCAAUACGGCAACUAUGUUACCCAGCACGUCAUCCAACAUGGGAAACCAGAAGAUCGAGCAAAGAUCAUCAAGAUUAUCACUGCGCAGCUCUUGACCCUGUCGAAACACAAGUUCGCAUCAAACGUGGUUGAGAAAAGCAUUCAGUUCGGCACGGAUGAACAAAGAAAAGCCAUUGUUGCUCAGUUAACUGCCAUGCACAGUGAUGGGACUAGUCCGCUACAGCUCAUGAUGAAGGAUCAAUACGGAAACUAUGUGAUCCAAAAACUUCUAGCACAACUCAAGGGUGCCGAGCGUGAUGCGUUUGUAGAAGACAUGAAGCCGCAGCUCGUCCAGCUCAAGAAGUACAACUACGGCAAGCAGAUCGCCGCCAUCGAGAAGCUUAUCUAUACUGGGCCGCCUCCUUUUAUCAAUCCAUCUUCACUUGUUAGGCCCAAUCAUACGAUGCCGAUGGAAAUCAACUCCAGCGCCCCAACACCAAUGCUGACAAACGGACAAAACAGCCCUCAAAGCAGUAGCCUCCCCAGCACAAGCGUGAGCACAAUCGACGAUCCCACAGACAGCAACUCCGGUAAGACAAUCGGGGAGAUCGCUGAAAAGACUUGCCCGGAGGUCGUCAUCAACGGCGCAUAG